AGAAAUUGAACUGAUUGGUUGAAAGUGAACUGUUUGUUGAAAUACCAUAUUUUUGGGUGGAAAAAUUGACGUAAUUUUCUUUUGUUUAACAAAUCAAUUUCAUUCCUUUUUGUCUAUAAAAUACUGCGUUUCAAUUUUGGGUUGAUAUCCGAUACAAAGUGAGCCCAGCUUUUUUCAGCGUUCUUAUUUUCUUUUUAUGAUUGUUAACAAAUUAAUCGAAACCUGAUGAAAAAAAGGGGAAAUGGGUUCAAAUUCUCGAUUUUUGUGUUUCAGGGGAUUUUUAAAAUUUUAGCGGGAAAAAGGGGAUAGGGGAAAAAAGAGGACCGAGUGUGAUCCCUGGAAACACGGUCCUGGUGGUUGGUGGCAGCGGUGGCGGUGGUCUCAUCGGGUUCGCCGGGUCGGGGGCAGAUCGUCCUCUUCUCCACUCUGCCCCUUUGGAGCAAGAGUGGUAGCCUUAGGUUUAGAUCAGAGCCAGAGAGGCGCGCAUUCUCCGACCGGAUACGACGUCCCGUGGUUGACAGUAGGUCGUCGCGACUUCGGAAAGUCAACACGACCCUUCCUCGGCGAUUCUCAUCACCUGAAGAAAUUUCACCCCUAAUUUUCCCCUAGCACAAUUCAAAAGACAUUACAGAAGACUAAAAAAAACCUCAAUAAAAAAAUCUACAAAGACUUCAAGUCCAGUUUGUGAAAAUAUUACCUGGAUCUUCUCAACUUUAUUAUUGUUCAUAAAGUGGUGAUUGUGAAUAUCAAGUACGAGUACAAAGUGUGAACUGAUUAGAAUUUUCGAGGAUAUCAUGAAAAUAAAUUGAGUAAUUUUAAUAAAAUAUUAGUGAAAUACAAAUUAUUGGGUUUGAUUUAAAAUGUUGAGGAACUGAUUAUUAUUAAGUAUUACAAUAAAGUGAAAAUGUGACAUAGAUAUUAUUUUGUAAUUGAUAAACGUUAAUGUCAAGAUACGUGCAAUGAUCCUUUGGAAUCGACAUUUGAAACUUCAUUGUUCGUGGCUACGAUGUCAUCAGUACGUGAAAAUGAAGCAUUACAAGACAGUGAUCGUUAAUGUUCUCAAUGGACUUUCGACUUUGCCGCUCUUUAAACAGGCUUCAUAAUUCUUCGCUUUGUGCAGCGACAUGCUUGAAAAAAACUAAAUGUACGGAUAGAAACUGAAAGGAUUCCACCAAGAUGUUGAUAAAGGAAUAUCGAAUACCUCUACCCUUGACGGUGGAGGAAUAUCGGAUUGCUCAGCUCUAUAUGAUAGCGAAAAAAUCGAGGGAAGAGAGUAAAGGAGCCGGCAGUGGAGUUGAAAUCAUCCAGAACGAACCCUAUGAUGAUGGUCCGGGUGGAAGUGGGCAAUAUACUCACAAAAUUUAUCACGUUGGGAGUCAUCUUCCAGGGUGGUUUAAAAGUUUGCUUCCAAAAUCAGCAUUGACAGUCAAAGAGGAAGCAUGGAAUGCUUAUCCUUAUACCAAAACUAGAUAUACUUGUCCAUUUGUAGAGAAGUUCUCGUUAGAAAUUGAAACCUAUUACUAUCCUGACAAUGGACAUCAAGAAAACGUUUUCAAGCUCAGCGGAAGUGACCUGAGGAAUAGAAUUGUCGAUGUUAUUGACGUAGUAAAAGAUCAACUUUAUGGAGCUGAUUACGUAAAAGAGGAGGAUCCAAAGUGGUACAUAUCCGAAAAGACUGCAAGAGGUAAACUAUCUGACGCAUGGCUAGAAGACUAUUGGGCCGAUGUAAAAGGCAAAUCACAGCCAACAGCAUCAGGAAAAUCUCUGAUGUGUGCUUACAAAUUAUGUCGAGUGGAGUUUCGUUACUGGGGAAUGCAAACGAAGUUAGAAAAAUUCAUCCAUGAUGUGGCUCUGAGGAAGACCAUGCUCAGAGCCCAUCGUCAAGCCUGGGCUUGGCAGGACGAAUGGUUUGGACUGACAAUGGAGGACAUUCGAGAGAUUGAAAAACAAACUCAACUUGCCCUCCAGAAAAAAAUGACGAUCACCGAUGGUUGUGAGGACGACGCAGAUGAUGAGGAAACGCUUGGGAAUUCCAAUUCCGUUUCGACGCCCCAGGAUUCCAACGUUGCCAAGACGUUGGCUGCAACUUUGGGAAGUAUUGAGAAAAGCGAGGAUCCUCAGAGUCCUCCUUCGCUCAGAAAAACGUCCGAAAUUCCGAUUAUUCAUACGGCUAUGAGUUCAGGCGAAGCUUCUCCUGAAGAUUCACCUACCGAAAUGUCUGCUCUUAGAUCCAGCCGAGCAAAAGUGGAAGCCGAAAAAUCAUGGAUGAAAUCAACAGCAUCUCUGCCUUCACCAACUUCGGCAAAGAACUUUGAUAUGCAGAUAGCGAAUUGGAGAAUGGAGAGUAUCGUCAGAGAAUCGGAAUCUGGGAGUGAUGAUGAAUUUUUCGACUGUCAAGCUGGGUUCGUUAUUCCUACUAUACGCAAAGACGACUUGGGGGAUAACUCGUCAUUAUGUAAAUGGAGUUCUUUGGAUCUUCUAGCUGAAGUUGAUGAUUCCACUUCUCCGACAGCGACGGCGUCCAGUAAACAAGAAGAUUCGAUAUUUUCAACAUCCUAUCUUCAACGAGUGGCGAGUGAGCGAAGCAGUAAAAGGUUGCAUAUUCGAGCAUCUGUAUCUGUCGACGCAUCGUGUGUGUCAUCUCCUCAGCAAUCUCCAACACAUCACUCUUGUAGAACAACAGUUCUGUUGAUUGUGAUGCAUGCUGGUAGUGUUUUAGAUGCAAAUGUCGAUUUGCCUACGAAAAAAUCAGAUAUAACGACCUUUAGAGGAGCCUUCGAAUCUGUGAUGAGACAACAUUAUCCCAACAUGGUUGGACACAUAGAUAUAAGAUUCGUCGCCUGUCCAUCGAUAUGUAGCGAAGCUCUUGGAAUCCUUUCAAUUCUGAGUCCAUACAGUUUCGACAUUUCACCUUCGUGUAUGGACACAACACAAGUGACACACGACACCAUCCCCAUUGGAGCAAUUCCCCUCCUAGCAAGUUCAAGUUCCGACUACCAAGACUCUGUGUCUAAAGUGAUAACCGUCGCAAACCAAAUUUACCACGACUUCAUCAAAAGUGAAGAGGGCAGAGGCUUUUGUGGUCAAAUUUGUUUUAUAGCUGAUUCCGUGGGAUCGAUUGUAGCCUAUGAUGCCCUGUGCAGGACUACCCAGUACCAGUCCAGAAAUGGGAGUGAAAAUAGUAUUUUAGAAACUGACAUUCAAGGGUUAGAUAAUAACGCAGGUGUCGAAGACGGCAGACACUUAUCGGCUCCUUCUCCAAGAAGGAGAUCUUCGUCCACGAGCGAUCAUUCCCAGCAGUGUAAAUUAGAGUUCGAAGUAAGCGAAUUUUUCAUGUUCGGAAGUCCUUUGGCACUUGUGUUAGCUUACAGGAAAAUAUCCUCUAAUGAGGAUAAAAAUAGUAAUAUUCCGAGGCCAGCCGUUAAUCAAGUGUACAAUAUGUUCCAUCCGACCGAUCCAGUAGCUGCCAGAUUAGAACCUUUAAUUUCGGCGAGGUUCUCCGGUCUGCCACCUGUUAACGUAGCAAGAUAUCAAAAAUACCCGCUUGGGAACGGACAACCUUAUCAUUUACUGGAGGCAAUUCAGUCUAAUCCGCAUUUCUUCAAUGAAGGUCUGAAUGUCCCCAAUGCGACCUUUUCCACAAUGAGGAGGCUCUCAGAUAUUUCUAUCCAGAGCACCAUGUCAGGAAUGAUUGAUGCCGUUCCAUUACAAGCUGUUUCUGCUCUGACGCAAAAAUGGUGGGGAACGAAGAGGAUAGACUACGCUUUAUAUUGUCCCGAAGGUCUCGCCAAUUUCCCCGCGAACGCGUUACCUCAUCUUCUGCACGCGAGUUACUGGGAAUCUUCUGACGUUAUUGCAUUUAUUUUGAGACAGCUGGGCAGGUUUGACCUGCCUCUACUUUCUAAUGAAGAAAAAGAGCUCACUAGCUUCCGUCCUGGCCAACCGAGAGAAAAAUGGAACAAGAAACGUACUUCUGUUAAAUUAAAAAGUGUGGCGGCUAAUCAUCGUGCGAAUGAUGUUAUCGUAAGAGAGGGAGCGCCACAAAUUCUAGUCGCUAGAUUUAUGUAUAGUCCAAUAGACGUUAUAGCACUCACAGGCGAAAAAGUCGAUAUUCAUAUCAUGAAGGAUGCACCGGCUGGAGAGUGGACUUAUCUUUCCACCGAGGUCACUGAUAAGAGUGGAAAAAUUGUCUAUAGGAUCCCGGAUGAGCAGGCUGUGGGUUAUGGACUUUAUCCUGUAAAAAUGGUAGUUAGGGGUGAUCACACGUCCGUAGACUUUUUCAUGACCGUGGUACCACCUAGAACGGAGUGUGUCGUCUUUAGUAUCGAUGGAUCCUUUACUGCCAGUGUUUCCGUAAGUGGCAGAGAUCCUAAAGUUAGACCAGGCGCUGUCGACGUAGUAAGGCACUGGCAAGAACUGGGUUACCUAAUAAUUUAUAUAACAGCGAGGCCAGAUAUGCAACAGCAAAUUGUGCUCUCUUGGCUUUCGCAACACAAUUUUCCUCACGGACUUGUUUCCUUCGCUGAAGGAAUCAAUAAGGACCCUCUUCGCCACAAGGCUGCGUAUUUGAAUAAUCUUGUACAGGAACACGGAGUGAUUAUUCAUCAGGCUUAUGGCAGCUGUAAGGACAUAAGUGUCUAUACCUCGAUAAAUCUAAAACCAAAUCAAAUCUUCAUUGUCGGCAAAGUACCAAAGAAGCAGCAAGCUUUAGCCACGGUUCUCAGCGAAGGCUACGCUGCUCACUUGAGUACUCUUCAAGCUCACGGUGGCUCUCGACCUGCUCAGGGAAAUGCCCGAAUGGUUAUUCCCAGAGCACAAUUUGGACUUCCGGGUCAAAAUUCUUCGCUACGACGGAGAAGUUCUUUUAGGACUCCAAGAAGAACACCUCUUGGUCGCAGGGUCCUAGAGCGUAGUACAAGCGUGGGUCCUUCGACAUCAUCUUCUCAGAGAACGCCACCACCGAAGACACCAGCUCAAGAAAAACUCUGACGAUUUGCGCGCUGUCGCUCAUUCUUUGAGUCUCAUGAAUAGAGGCUAGAAAAAAAAACCAUCAGUGAUGCUGGAUAGUCCACUAGCUUAAUGCGCUCUAAAUUCUAAAAUCUAAAAUUUAAAGAAUCUAAAGUCUACAUCAAUAUCGGUCAUUCCAGCACAGAAGAAACUGGGCUUAAGAAACUGAUGCAACUGUGAAGUUAGCUGAGGAGUGCAGCUCGGUUCUCAAAUGCGGAGAACCUUCGGCUCGGCAGAGAGAGGGGCCGCGAAGCAACUUGCGUCCCUAGCAUGCGUGCGCACGCUUGCUGCUGGUCUAUCUGGAGUUCUCUGCAUUUGAGAGCCGAGCUGUGCUCGUCGGCUAACUUCACAGUGGCUCUAAUCCGCUCCUUGAUAAUUAUGUCUCCUUCCAUAAUUCUGCGUGGAGUUUUACGUGGAUAUCAACGUAGUUUCCUUCACACACAUGGAAUUCCACUUGUUUUUUUUUCUACUGGGCGUUACCGACGCGUUACGAAAAAAGUAACUAGUUAUCGUUAGCGUUUCAAAGUGUAACUUUUUCAAAUUUACUUUUGCUAGAAAGUAACUAUCGUUUCCAUUUUUAGUUACUCUCGUAACUAAAAACGGAAAUUUGUAUUACUUUAAUAUAUUUAGUAACUUUUUUAUCAUGAAGUCCCUAUAGUUACUUUUUAAAAUAAGAAUAUCAUUUUAGUUACUUCUUUUACUAAAUUAAAACAGGGAACCCAAAAAUUUCUAAAUUCUCUUGAAAUCCACUUCAAUUAAUG
Messenger RNA from Belonocnema kinseyi, 5768 nucleotides. RefSeq names its product protein retinal degeneration B (gene rdgB). The record is from RefSeq and is a predicted model, not a curated record. Gene Ontology annotation, cellular component: cytoplasm. The transcript is spliced from 20 exons. Gene Ontology annotation, molecular function: phosphatidylcholine intramembrane carrier activity; metal ion binding; phosphatidylcholine binding. NCBI's taxonomy places the organism in Eukaryota, Metazoa, Arthropoda, Insecta, Hymenoptera, Cynipidae. The coding region runs from base 1177 to 4989 and encodes 1270 amino acids. Gene Ontology annotation, biological process: phospholipid transport.